UAGCUCUUAUCGCUGCCCACCCCGUGACGUCAUCACUCUACUACAGCGCCUUCUUACAGGCUUCAGUCGCCUUUUAUCGUCUUGUUAUCUGACCCGUCUGCUAAUACCACCUAAUUUCAACUCAUUGUACUGACUGAGGUCACUGAACCUGCCGGGAAGAGCUCUUUGGGUGUGUGAAGCAUCAUGGGCCUAGCCACACUCAAAAGCUUUGGCAAGAAGCUACUCCGAGUGAAGGCAGUGGACUGCAGUACAGAGGAGUCUCGACUGUCCCGAUGUCUUAACACAUUUGACCUAGUGGCACUGGGUGUGGGGAGCACGCUCGGAGCUGGUGUGUAUGUGCUUGCUGGCGCUGUGGCACGAGAAAACGCCGGCCCAGCCAUCGUGCUGUCAUUUCUGAUUGCAGCUUUGGCUUCUGUUAUGGCUGGACUGUGCUAUGCUGAGUUUGGAGCGCGAGUGCCCAGGACAGGAUCAGCAUAUCUUUACAGCUAUGUGACUGUAGGAGAGUUGUGGGCCUUCAUCACUGGCUGGAACCUCAUUCUAUCAUACGUUAUAGGGACGUCCAGUGUAGCUCGAGCAUGGACCGCCACAUUUGAUGAGCUCAUAGGGCAACAAAUUGAGACCUUCUGUAAGAAACACAUGAGCAUCAACGCCCCAGGAAUUUUAGCAGAGUACCCGGAUAUAUUUGCUGUAAUCCUCAUCCUCAUCCUAACUGGACUGCUGGCAUUUGGUGUGAAGGAGUCAGCGAUGGUGACUAAAGUGUUCACCUGUGUGAAUGUGUUGGUGUUGAUGUUUGUCAUUAUCUCGGGUCUGAUUAAGGGAAGCCUUAAAAACUGGAACCUGAAUCCUGGAGAGAUCUUGAAUGCUAGCUUAAGAGGAAAUGAAUCCCGGCCAUUCAUUUCACCGAGCAGCCUUGGAGACGGAGGCUUCAUGCCGUUUGGUAUCAGUGGAGUUCUCUCUGGGGCUGCUACCUGCUUUUAUGCCUUUGUUGGAUUUGACUGUAUUGCUACCACAGGAGAAGAGGUAAAGAACCCACAGCGGGCGAUCCCUAUUGGCAUCGUGGCUUCACUCCUCAUCUGCUUUGUGGCCUACUUUGGCGUGUCUGCAGCUCUUACCGUAAUGAUGCCCUAUUAUAUGCUGGAUCCAAACAGCCCUUUGCCUGUGGCGUUUAAACAUGUGGGCUGGGACGGAGCUACAUACGCCGUGGCUGUCGGCUCACUGUGUGCUCUCUCCACCAGUUUACUCGGCUCCAUGUUUCCAAUGCCCAGAGUAAUAUGGGCCAUGGCAGAGGAUGGCCUGCUCUUUAAGUUCCUGGCAAAAGUCAACGCUAAAUCCAAAACACCUGUAAUGGCAACUCUGACCUCAGGCAUUGUGGCAGCUUUAAUGGCUUUCUUGUUCGACCUGAAGGAUCUGGUGGACCUCAUGUCCAUCGGGACGCUGUUGGCAUACACCCUAGUGGCUGCCUGUGUCUUAGUUUUAAGGUACCAGCCGGAGCAGCCCAGCGUGACAGUGCAGUAUCAGAUUGCUGCCUCUCGGGAGGAUGCCGAGCCCGACUCCAUCAGCGAGGGCAGUUCAGCCUUUCUUACUAAAUCUCAAGAAAAUAGAACACUCGGCAACCUGCUUUUCCCUAAAAACACAGAGCCUUCACAUCUGUCUGGAUUUACUGUCAACAUUUGCACCAGUGUAAUAGGUGUUCUGGUUUGUUUGUUUUGUGUUGUAGCUGUACAGGGUGCAUUUCAAGCCUGGUCUCUUUAUGUGCUGUGUGUGCUAUUUGUUAUGUGCCUUCUUCUCACCCUCCUAAUCUGGCGGCAGCCAGAGAGCAAAACCAAGCUCUCCUUCAAGGUUCCUCUUCUGCCCUUCCUGCCUGUGCUUAGCAUGUUUAUUAAUGUCUACUUGAUGAUGCAGCUGGAUAAAGGAACCUGGUUUCGUUUUGCCAUCUGGAUGUUGAUCGGCUUCUUCAUUUACUUCACCUAUGGGAUCAGAAACAGCACAGAAUCGGACAGGAACACCACUGAAGAUUAUGUCUCUUUUAAUAGAGACGGACCACUCAGUAAAACAGAUGGACCUUCUACACCGGAGAAAGAGGCAUUCCUCUCUAAUCAUGUUGUAGAGGAGCAAGUACAUGAAAAAGAAGAGGAGAAUGACUCUUAAGAAUGCUUAAGUGCAUUUUAAACCCUUAUUUAGUCGUACAAGUGGAUUGAC
Messenger RNA from Trichomycterus rosablanca, 2199 nucleotides. RefSeq names its product solute carrier family 7 member 1b (gene slc7a1b). Bases 184 to 2148 code for a protein of 654 amino acids. Gene Ontology annotation, biological process: L-arginine import across plasma membrane; L-ornithine transmembrane transport. Gene Ontology annotation, molecular function: L-lysine transmembrane transporter activity; L-ornithine transmembrane transporter activity; L-arginine transmembrane transporter activity. The transcript has 12 exons. Gene Ontology annotation, cellular component: plasma membrane. Lineage: Eukaryota; Metazoa; Chordata; Actinopteri; Siluriformes; Trichomycteridae. The record is from RefSeq and is a predicted model, not a curated record.